Sinocyclocheilus rhinocerous is the source of this 1842-nucleotide messenger RNA. RefSeq names its product protocadherin beta-3-like. The record is from RefSeq and is a predicted model, not a curated record. Lineage: Eukaryota; Metazoa; Chordata; Actinopteri; Cypriniformes; Cyprinidae. Gene Ontology annotation, biological process: homophilic cell-cell adhesion. Gene Ontology annotation, cellular component: plasma membrane. Gene Ontology annotation, molecular function: calcium ion binding. The coding region runs from base 127 to 1842 and encodes 571 amino acids. The transcript has 2 exons.
GUGCCUCAUCUAUAAUUAUCUUGUAUCGACCACGAACUAGAUUCAGUCGUUUCAAUUCCAUAUACACGUGGUUACUUUUGUCUUCCUUUCCACGUAGAUAUCUAAACCUUUUGUGUUGUUGCUGAAAUGGUUGGAUUUUUCUUUGUUGUGCUGAUGGCGCACGCCGCUUAUGGAGACGUGAGCUAUUCUUUUCCGGAGGAGAUGAAACGCGCAUCUGUGAUUGGAAAUAUAGCAAAGGAUCUCGGGCUCGAUAUGGAAAAACUAUCAAGUCGAGAGGCACGAAUUGAUAAUGGAGAUAACCGACAACGAUUCAGUGAUAUUAAUCUAAAUACCGGAGAACUGACUGUAGCGGAGAGAAUCGACAGAGAGCAGAUUUGUGGAAAGAAAGCUUCAUGUGUUAUUAAACAGGAGCUCGUGCUGGAAAAUCCUUUAGAGCUGCAACGAUUUAUUCUCAAUAUUCAGGACAUAAAUGAUAAUUCACCACAAUUCAAACAAAGUGUGAUCAAAUUCGAAAUAAGGGAGUCUGCAGAAAAAGGAUCUCGUUACUUAUUAGAUGAGGCCUACGAUGCGGAUAUUGGUAUGAAUUCGGUGCAAUCAUAUGUGAUAAAAGACAAUGAACACUUUCUUCUUAGUGUACUAACGCGUGAAAAUGGAAGAAAAUAUGGAGAGCUAGUUCUUAAUAAAGAGUUAGAUCGUGAGGAGCAGACAGAGGUAACAUUAAUUCUCACUGCGGUAGACGGCGGGACUCCACCGAGAUCAGGUACUGUAGCCAUACACGUCACUGUGCUGGAUGCUAAUGAUAAUGCUCCAGUCUUUAGUCAGACCGUCUAUAAAGUCAGUCUGCCUGAAAAUUCUCCUCUAGAUACUGUAGUGGUGACAGUGAGCGCUACUGAUGCUGACGAGGGACAAAAUGGAGAAGUGACAUAUGAAUUUGGACAUUUAUUAGAACGCCUUAUGGAUACAUUUUCUCUCGACGCGUUGUCUGGAGAAAUUAAAUUAACAGGGCUCAUUGAUUAUGAGGAUGAGAGUUCAAUUGAACUGCCAAUUCAGGCCAAGGAUGGUCAAGGAUUAGCCAGUCAUUGUUCUGUAUUAAUUGAUGUUAUUGACGUCAAUGAUAAUGCCCCAAAAAUAAUGAGUAAAUAUGUUAAAAUAUCCAUUCCUGAGAAUGUGUUACCCGGUACAGAGGUUGGCAUCAUUAAUGUGCAGGACAGAGACUCUGAGAAUAACGGAGAGGUGCGCUGCUCCAUUCAGCAAAACGUCCCAUUUAAACUCGUGCCUUCAGUCAAAAAUUACUAUUCUCUGGUGACCACAGGUGAAUUAGACCGCGUGAGAGAUAACGGACAGCCCUCUCUCUCAGUCACGUGCGCAUUGUAUUUACUUAUAUCAGAUAACUUGGCUGAAGUUCCAGAACUGAAAGACAUGUCUCGUGACGAGAGCAGCUCCAAACUGACGUUUUAUUUGAUCAUCGCGCUGGUGUCCGUUUCCACUUUCUUCCUGACCUUCAUCAUCAUCAUCCUGGCCGUGAGGUUUUGUCGCAGGAGAAAGCCCAGACUGUUGUUUGAUGGAGCUGUAGCCAUUCCCAGCGCGUAUCUUCCUCCAAAUUACGCAGAGGUGGAGGGCGCGGGAACUCUCCGCAGCACUUACAAUUAUGACGCAUACCUGACCACGGGCUCGCGCACUAGUGACUUCAAGUUCGUCAGAUCUUAUAAUGAGGGCACACUGACUGCUGACCUGACUCUGAAAAAGACUCAGUCCUCAGUGGAUGAUCUUGAAGGACUCCAUGCGGAAAUGAACGAUCCGUUUCAGCAGGCUCUUAAAAAUGUCACGUAUCGCAAGUCUUGA